UCGAAGACAUAGAUUCCAGAAAAAGCCACUUUUACUAUUCCCAUAUUCUUGCCCCUUCAUCUAUUUAUAUUUUUCGAAGAUAUCGUCUCACCUCACACAUUCUUACAACUCUGUACAAUCUCAAACAUGUUUGAACGCGCACGCAAGCUCUUCUUCUAUAAGACCCUCACAGAGAUAGAGGAUGGCUUUCUGGAUGACAACGAGCCCUUUCUUCACUCCAUAUCUACUGAAAAAACGAGGAGAUAUCCAAGAAACUCAGCACUUCCUUGGAUGAUAUCCACGUUUGCUUUAGCUCUUUGCCUUCUUGCAACUCUUCUUAUCAGUUAUCCAUUAAAACUUCCUGCCAGCUAUGAGACCGGAUUUGCAACAGAGAUGCGUGAGUUUAUGAACCUUACAAUUUGAGACCUUGUAUAUCGAAACUGACUACUCAUGGGUUGAUAGAAGCUGGAGUACAUAUCAUUGAGACAGAAGAAGUCCACUUCUGGGGUGGUAUCAAGGCUCAUCCGAACGGAACUUUCUAUAUGCAUUUCGAUCCGAGUACACACGUGAGAUAUGUUGGGAAGCCUACAGCAGAGAUGGAUGAGGCAUGGAACCGACUCACCGGUUCGUUCGAGCAGCCUCUGAAAUUUUUAGUUAGAAUCUAACCAAGCUUUAGGAAGAUUUGUAACGCUUACAAAGGAAGAGUCUGAGAGUAUUAAUGGAGAAAUAUCAGAGUACAAACCAGGUGGAUAUUUAGCUGCGUAAGUUUUGUAGAAUUCUAGCAUCUGGCUCAAAAUUGACCAUCCUAGGACUGCAUCGCAGCAUAACCUUCAUUGCUUAGUAAGUGAGCUCAAUCGUCCAAGAUUCGGUUUACUAACUCGUGUCGAAGAACUAUAUCCGACAGUGUCUAUAUGAUGAUCAUUAUCCGGAUGUUCAUAUCGCUAGGGAAGGAAUCCCGGAUUACUGGUUACACAUCGGUGCGGCUUUCCGCUUUGUAUAUUAUUUAACUUAUCGCUGAUGAAACUAGAUCAUUGCAUUGAUACCCUCCGACAGAUGCUCCAAUGUGCUGGCGACAUGACACCCGUUCCUAAGGCGUACACCGAGUCUCGUCUCUUGCUGGCAAAUACGGAAAUGACACAUACUUGUCGGAAGUUUGAGAAUCUUCUGGAGUGGACUCAAUAUAGAUACAAGCAGACACUUUGAAUGCUAGUGAGAAAUCAACAUCGCUACGGACGAUAGAAGUUGGGAAUCUGGAAAAAUGCCUC
Molecule: messenger RNA, 1244 nt
Organism: Sclerotinia trifoliorum
Lineage: Eukaryota; Fungi; Ascomycota; Leotiomycetes; Helotiales; Sclerotiniaceae
Source: the annotation of a GenBank genome assembly